UGUGCAAAACAAUUACAGUUAUGUCCGAACAGUCCGUCCGCUUCUCCAAAAGUGAUACCAAAAUCAUGACUGAAGUCUCCAAUAAUCCAAACAAUGAAGCGCCUCUCAAGAAUGGCGGCUCAUUGGAUCCUAAUGUAUACGCAACUAAAAAGACAAUUGCCCAGGGUAUGCUAGACGUCGCCCUCUUGACAGCUAAUGCCAGUCAAUUAAAAUAUUGUCUCCAAUUGGGCAAAAAGAGUCAAUUCUACUAUCUUAUGGUCACUUUAAUAAGCACUUCCAUUGUAUUACAGACUGAA
Molecule: messenger RNA, 296 nt
Organism: Medioppia subpectinata
Lineage: Eukaryota; Metazoa; Arthropoda; Arachnida; Sarcoptiformes; Oppiidae
Source: the annotation of a GenBank genome assembly